AUGGUAGUACAGCUUCCCAUAAGACUACUACCCACAUCGUUAUUUGUGGUUGCUCCCAGUCGAGCCAUUUCUCUGGUUCUUGUCCUGGAUCUGACCAGACCAAAUGAGUUAUGGAUUACUAUGGAGCAACUUCUGGCUGCUGCCAGUAAGGAUAUCGAGGUCGCUUCCAAGGAACUAAACCAACAAAAUCAGGAUGCGAUGAAAGCUUUGGUCAAAUCUAGAGUAUCGGAUUAUAAGGAUGACAUCAGAAUGUGCUCACCGUUUCCAAUUCCUCUUCUAAUUGUCGGUUCUAAAUAUGAUGAGUUUCAGAAUUUUGACUCAGAACAAAGGAGGAAAAUCUGCGCUACCAUGCGAUUUAUAGCGCACUAUUACGGAGCUGAUUUGAUAUUUUACUCAGCUCGAAGUGAACAACUCGUAAAAAUUGGCAGAAGCUUCCUAAGCCGUUUUGCCUUCGCAACCACUGUCCCAAAGGCAAAAGUUGACGAUCAUAACAAGCCGUUGUACAUUGUCUGUGGAAUGGACUCUUUUGAGUCGAUCGGGCCUCCUCCUGUGGAUACGGCAUCAUUUUCUCGUGCUGGACAGCCCAUACAUUUGUGGAAACAAGCUUUUUGUGAUCACUUUCCGCAAGCGGAACGAGAAACGGCAGACAAAUCCAAUGAGGAACAAGAUAUUUUUGCUGAACCGAUGAUUGAUAAUCUAGUUGCGAAAAGGGAAAAGGAUCUCGAAGUUUACAUAAAACAAAAGAAAGAUCGUCAAGCGGCAGAGGCUCGAGCUGCAGAAAAAAUCAGAGCCAUUUAG
Messenger RNA from Cylicocyclus nassatus, 798 nucleotides. Lineage: Eukaryota; Metazoa; Nematoda; Chromadorea; Rhabditida; Strongylidae. The record is from the annotation of a GenBank genome assembly.